AUGAAGGAGGUGUGGAAAGAAGAACGGUGCUGGAGUUCGGUUGUGCGGCUAUCCCCUUGUUGCGCUGCUGCUGCUGCUGCUGCUGCUGCUGCUGCUGCUGCUGCUGCUGCUGCUGCUGCUGCUGCUGCUGCUGCUGCUGCUGAUGAUGAUGAUGAUGAUGAUGAUGAUGAUGAUGAUGAUGAUGAUGAUGAUGAUGAUGAUGAUGAUGAUGAUGAUGAUGAUGAUGAUGAUGAUGAUGAUGAUGAUGAUGAUGAUGAUGAUGAUGAUGAUGAUGAUGAUGAUGAUGAUGAUGAUGAUGAUGAUGCUGCUCAUGGUCGUGAUGGUGGUGUUGGUGGUGCGGCUGGUGGUGGCGCCGUUGCUGCUGAUGCUGGUGAGGGUGAUUCUCGGGUUGGUGCUUGUAAAAAUGUGGCUGCUGCUGGUGAUGGUGAUGGUGCUGAUGGCGGUGGUGAUGACGCUGCUGAAGCGCUUUAUGAUUCACAUCCUCCCACUCCCGGUGCUGCCUCUGGUAUAAAGGAUGCGGAAUAUGUUGCUGCUGAUGCUGAUGCUGCUCCUUCACGUGUUCUCCUCCCGCCCGUUUGA
Messenger RNA from Closterium sp. Yama58-4, 579 nucleotides. Lineage: Eukaryota; Viridiplantae; Streptophyta; Zygnematophyceae; Desmidiales; Closteriaceae. The record is from the annotation of a GenBank genome assembly.